GGUGUGUGCAAUGCUUACAUCGCUCAAGUCUCCUCAGAAGAGGACGCGCGCGGGUGACCAAGAGCGAGCAGUUUUGUGGUGCCGUUGGCGUGAGCGGGCAGGCCUUUUGGAAAGGUGGUGAAAGAUGGUGAAAGCACCCAAGAUGCAGCUUAAGUCCCACAAGGCCCCAGUGCCCAUCAGGUGUACUUUUUUGGGUUUAGUACGUUUUGGAUGAACAGAGCAGGGGAUUCUUUUCAGCUUUUUGAUUCUUUUGGGUAUGAACUGUGUGGCUUUCCUUCUGUGGGUGGCUUGAGGGAUUGUGAGCCAGUAAUUGUGGUUGGCGGUGAGCUGGUAGCCGAAAAAGGGGGUCAGACUGAUAUCUUCACCCAGACAGCCUUGCUUUCUUUGCUCAGACAUUGGAGACUUCUUUGCCUGUCUUGGCACUCCUGGCUCAAGAUCCAAAAUGUCCAGGCCAAUCGGCGCAUUGUCUCAUGUCUCAUGUGGACGCUCCGUCGUUGUCUACACCACUGUCACGGGGAGAUCAGCAGCCAUCCGCAGCAGAGUAUGGUUCGAUUCCAAGGUGCUCCGGCGAAGCGGUGUGGGAGAAGGAGUAUGCUGCCCCCUGGAUGCUAGUGCUGAAUGCCCUGGGCGUCGUCGGCUAUCAAAUCGUCUCCAUGAUUUUUGUGGCUUACCAAGUUCUAUUCAGGCGGAAGUUCAUCAUGGUUUGCUGGCAUGGCAAGCUCGAGACGUGGCAGCUCUGGACCUGUGAGUACACCAAAGCCUACACGCGUUUCUUCCCCUUGGUGGCGAUCUUGAUCUCCAUGAGUGCCUGUGGUGGAACUUGGAGAGAGUCACAACCCUCAGGGGCCUUGGCAAGAGCAUUUCUCGCUGAAGGUCUGGUGCGUAGCAUGAUCUUGAUCCAACGGAUGUACUACGAGCUGUUGCGGCGCGGCGCAUUGCUGACCUUCAAGGAGUACAAGGUUACUCAGGAGCCCAUCUUCUAUGUUCUCACCUUGUGCUUCGUACAGGGAGCCUCGAAUUUUGUGAUGGAAGCCUUGGUACCUCUCCCUCCUGGUGUUGAAAAAGACUAUGUGAAUUAUAUGGAGCCUGACAUGCUUCAUGGCACCAAGCAGUGGUUUGUAUAUUUGGUGAUUCCCAUCACAACCUUCAUUCUAUCGAUCUACUUCACGCAUGAGCCGGGCUAUGCGUUGGUUCCUUUAAGCCGGUAUAUCUAUACGGAGAACACGGAUCAGGAGGCGCAGGUGAAGGAUGAACGCCUCGGUGGCUUGAUUAUCCUUCGAGAAGAGAAUCUUCGGCCCAUCUGUAAGAGCCUAGAGCUGCCGCACUGCAAUUCCGCAGAGCAGACGGACCAGAUAUACCAGGAGCUCAUCCAAACAACGCACCGAUUCCAAGAGACGGGCUCAGUGGUCAUCGGAAAAAAGCAGGUGAGCAGCAAAUUCGCCAAGAGUCAGAUUACGGAUCGCUUCUGGCCAGCGAGGUUCCUGCUGCGGCCGGGCUUGCAGGAUGAACGUAGCCGGCACUUUCGCUGCGUGAGCCGCUGUGUGGACUGUGGCUGUGUGGCGAUCGCCGGUAGUUGCAUCUACUUCUUCGCUGAAGUGGCUGCCUCGGAGUUCCGAGAUGUGCAGAAAGGAGAGAUUGAGGACUCCGCGGCGCUGGUCGUGGAAGUGGGGCACAUGGUCUUCGCCGCUUUUUACAUCUACCGGAUCCUUCGUACCGCCCAGUGAGGGUGACUGGUGACUGGAAGCGAUGGCAGAUUUGGCCGAGAAUCUGCGUGGGGUGAGAAAAUGGGCGACGAACGACGCCGGUGUGUUUCAUGGCAGGGUUGCGGAAGACGCCCUGGAAGAAAAGGAACCUAUUCUGAUUUGAUGAAGAUCUGGUAGGUCUUCCUCAGACUUUCUGUGCCAAUUGCUGUUCUGCAGGGCUCGCCAGAAGAUGAACCUCAG
Durusdinium trenchii is the source of this 1943-nucleotide messenger RNA. The record is from the annotation of a GenBank genome assembly. NCBI's taxonomy places the organism in Eukaryota, Dinophyceae, Suessiales, Symbiodiniaceae.